This is a messenger RNA of Ustilago hordei, 264 nucleotides long. RefSeq names its product related to ELF1 ### transcription elongation factor. The transcript has 3 exons. The record is from RefSeq and is a predicted model, not a curated record. Gene Ontology annotation, cellular component: transcription elongation factor complex. Gene Ontology annotation, biological process: transcription elongation by RNA polymerase II. Gene Ontology annotation, molecular function: RNA polymerase II complex binding. The coding region runs from base 1 to 264 and encodes 87 amino acids. NCBI's taxonomy places the organism in Eukaryota, Fungi, Basidiomycota, Ustilaginomycetes, Ustilaginales, Ustilaginaceae.
AUGGGAAAACGCAAGUCAUCCAGCAAGAAGCCGGGAGGCGCCAAGAAGCCGGCUCCGCUUGAUACCGUCUUCACAUGUCUAUUCUGCAACCAUGAGAAAGCUGUCUCAUGCAAGAUUGACGACAAAGCAAGGAUCGGCUACCUCUCAUGCAAGGUCUGCGGCCAGAAAUUCUCUGCCGACACAAGUCCUCUGGAUCAGCCGAUCGAUGUAUAUUCUCUAUGGAUCGACGCUUGCGAGGACGUUGCCAACGAACAGGAUCGCUAA